Messenger RNA from Necator americanus (New World hookworm), 381 nucleotides. RefSeq lists its product as uncharacterized. The transcript is spliced from 7 exons. NCBI's taxonomy places the organism in Eukaryota, Metazoa, Nematoda, Chromadorea, Rhabditida, Ancylostomatidae. Bases 1 to 381 code for a protein of 126 amino acids. The record is from RefSeq and is a predicted model, not a curated record.
AUGUGGAUUUUUUCUUCGGUAUCAAACGUUACCGUCACAUUACCACAUAGUAUGAGACAAACAGAGUCGAAUAUAAUGUUUGCAUCGAUCUGCACAUGUGAGUGCGCGAGAGAGGCGAUUCGUUACGGAAGAAAAGUGAAUGAUCCGGGAAAGUUAGAUGACGAUGUAAGCGUUCCUACCGCUAUUCCAAUCCGUAAACCACUUCAUCCUGGAUGCUCAUCGAUGUUUAUGGAAAUGUUGAAAAUGGAAAUUUUGUCGUUGAACUCUUAUCAGGAUCACACACAUUGUGUUGCACUAACGGCACGCUAUUACAACUCGCUUCAUCCUCAUGACAAAUCCCAUCUUCUUAUUUGUACUUACUUCCCGAGUUCUAUGAGAUAA